This is a messenger RNA of Populus trichocarpa (black cottonwood), 2156 nucleotides long. Its product is annotated as coiled-coil domain-containing protein SCD2. NCBI's taxonomy places the organism in Eukaryota, Viridiplantae, Streptophyta, Magnoliopsida, Malpighiales, Salicaceae. Gene Ontology annotation, biological process: cytokinesis by cell plate formation. The transcript is spliced from 17 exons. The record is from RefSeq and is a predicted model, not a curated record. Bases 161 to 1843 code for a protein of 560 amino acids.
ACAAAGCCAGCAUUUCUCCCCUUUUCCUCUCCACCAACAUUGCACUGCAUUUCUCCACAAAAGAUCUAGGCAGGCAGACCGGCCUUAAAAAAGUUCAAAAUUUUUGAAAAUAAGAUCCUUUUGUUUUACCCUACUCUGACUUCUAUUUCUUUGUUUAUUUAUGGACUGGCAAAGAACUGAAAGUCCGCUCUACACGCGCCAAGGGACCAGCGACCCCGCCUCUUCUCCGACAGCGGCUACGGUGCAAAAUGCGCGUCACGGUCACCAUGCGCGAUCCUCUUCCGCCUCUGGAUUAUCCACCAUCAAGCGAAACCAGAAUGUGGCGGCUAAAGCGGCGGCUCAGCGGCUGGCGCAGGUCAUGGCCUCUCAAACUGCUGAUGACGACGGCGACGACGAAAAUGACGGCGAUGAUCUAGGGUUUCGUUACAGUGCGCCUCCGCCUCUGUCUUUUUCGAGGAAUGUUAAUAGUAACAAUACAAAUGUUACCACUACUAGUAAAGCUUCGUCCACUGCUGCGUCUUCAAGGAUCAAUAGAUCUCCUUCACCUGCGUUAGCUAGGAAUUUUGAAGAGCCUGCAUCAGGUGGAUCAACAUCAGCUGGAAGGCCAGCAAUGUCUCUUAGAACGGCAGCAGCAGCAGCAGCAGCAGUGCCACAGAGCAAAGGAUCAUUGAGGACUGCGGUUUCUUUACCGCCAAUGGAUCCUCCGAGAAAUGGACAUAGAGAUGGUAAAAGAUUCUUGUCAGAUGCUGUUCAAUUUAACUCAAAAGAUACGGGAGAUCAACGUGAAGCUUCUGCACUCCGUGAUGAACUUGAUAUGCUACAAGAAGAGAAUGAAAACAUCUUUGAGAAGCUCCGGCUUGAGGAAGAGAGAUGCGAGGAAGCAGAGGCCAGAGUCAAGGAGCUUGAGAAACAGGUUGCUGCUUUUGGAGAAGGAGUAUCUUUAGAAGCUAAAUUGCUUAGCAGAAAGGAAGCUGCUUUGCGGCAGAGAGAGGCUGCACUAAAGGAUGCAAAACAAAAUAAUAUGGUGGACAAGGAAAUUGCAUCUAUUCGGUCUGAAGUAGAGAAUGCAAAAGAUGAGGCAGCAGCAGUUAUGCGACAGCUGCAGGGAGCUGAAUCUGAAGUGAAGGCCCUUCGAUCAAUGACACAAAGAAUGAUAUUGACUCAGAAAGAAAUGGAAGAGGUUGUUCUUAAGAGGUGUUGGCUUGCUCGAUACUGGGGCUUAGCUGCAAAAUAUGGUAUCUGUGCGGAUGUUGCUGUGUCAAAGCAUGAAUACUGGUCAUCCUUAGCACCUCUUCCAUUUGAGGUGGUUGUUUCCGCUGGACAAAAGGCUAAGGAGGAAUGUUGGGAAAAAGGUGAUGAGGACAGUGAGAAGAGAAGUACCCUUGCACAAGACUUGAGCGAUCUAACUGGUGAAGGAAAUAUCGAGAGUAUGCUCUCAGUUGAAAUGGGUUUGAAGGAGCUUGCUUCCUUGAAGGUUGAGGAUGCCAUUGUGCUUGCACUGGCCCAACAGCGGCGAGCAAACUCUCUUCGACUCUCCAUCUCAGAUGUCAAAUCGCCUGGUGAUCCAAAGUAUACGGAAGCAUUUGAAUUGAGUCCGGAGGAGUCUGAAGAUGUUCUUUUCAAGGAGGCGUGGCUUACAUAUUUUUGGAGAAGAGCCAAAGCCCAUGGUAUAGAGGAGGACACUGCAAAAGAACGAUUUCAAUUUUGGAUUAGCUGCAGUGCGCACUCACCAAGUUCACAUGAUGCUGUUGAUGUUGAGCAAGGCCUGAUGGAGCUCAGGAAGUUGGGAAUAGAGCAUCGAUUGUGGGAAGCAUCUCGCAAAGAAAUCGAUCAGGACUCAUAACACAAAUCUUAUGGGCAACUUGGGGGCUCUGGUUGACGAUGGUUGUUCCAGGAAAUCUCACGCUAUCAAGUUUCUUCUUGAUUCAUUUUACUGAAUUCUUCUUCUAUUUGUUGGAGAAUUUACCUAUGUUGCUUGGCACUGGUCCGCACCAGUCAUAUGAUAUAUAAAGUAGGCUCAUCUCUUUAGAUACAUGUUAUAUAUACACAUGCAUCUACAUAUAGGUAUGUUAAUUACAUGAAGUUAAAUACAGUCUAGGUCAAAUUGUAGCAAGCUUGCAAUGGAAGGAAAUAGCUAAGUUGGUUUUGAUUUCUCA